Colletotrichum acutatum is the source of this 1298-nucleotide messenger RNA. RefSeq lists its product as uncharacterized. Bases 235 to 885 code for a protein of 216 amino acids. The transcript is spliced from 2 exons. The record is from RefSeq and is a predicted model, not a curated record. NCBI's taxonomy places the organism in Eukaryota, Fungi, Ascomycota, Sordariomycetes, Glomerellales, Glomerellaceae.
AGAGACGCGUCGCGCCUGGCACUCCUUAGCAUCAUUCCAUUUCGCAUACUCAACUUGCCACAGGCAAGUAAAGAUAUUCCACUCGAUCUGAUCCCCGUCGGCCCGUACCAUCCUUUUCCGACUCUGAUACAAAUAAAACAUCAUCAACUCGAUCAUUCUGCCCCGGUUAUCUCAGGCAGCACCGAAAUUACCGCCUUAUACUUCCAAGAAUUCUACCUGGAUCUCCAGACCAAGAUGGCUCUCAAGCGCAAGCGCUCCGAAUCCGAACUCGUCACCCUCUUCCCCUCGCCCGCUCGCUCCGAAUCCAGCAUCGAGUCCUUCGAGUCACCAAUCUCUCCGAGCCCCAUCUAUCCUCGCGCACACGCGACGCCAUCGCACCUCUCCAGUCGCACAAUGAAGCGCUUCCGCGACAACAGGCCCUCAGAGGAGCAAAUCCAUCAACGUACUCUAAACAUGCUUUACUCCGCGCAGCAACGCAACCAGUACCCGGCAGACCACGAGACGAACCAGUCCGAAUCCUCACCCGUUCCUGCAACCCGCAACACCCAGAAGUCCCUUCACAGCUUCUGGAAUAUAAAAUCAGCCGAGCCCAAAUUCCCCGCCUCGGCCCCGUCCACGGACCAGGGUAUGCUGUCGCCGAUGAGCUGCGACGACUGUGGCGCUGGUCUCGGUGCCUCGGAUGGCGCUGCGGACGGGAUGGAUAUCGACGAUGGCUACAGCUACGGCGUUGAUCACUCUUGCGGUGCGUGCGGUAGGCACGUGUGCUCGCAUUGCUCUGUUACAAACCUCGGCGAGCAGCGGCGAUGCUUGAGGUGUGUUGGAGUUGCAGUGGGGGUGGCACAAAACGGCUCUGGAUGGCCAUCCUCGUCGAUGUCUAUCUUCUAAAUUAUCCUAGCCGGGCUGCUUCUGGGCAUCAUUCUUUUCGGUGGCGCAUUGGGUUAUACACAUUAACGACAUGCCAUGCCAUGACAAUCUGGUGUGUAUGGUUCUGGGGAUAGGCGUUUUUGGCUUGCUGUAACAUAAUUCUCUGGUAUUGGCGUUGGGGCAUUUCAUCGUUCAGGAGAUACCAUAGGAUAUCGUUCAUUACAAUUCGAUUUCAAUUUGCGCUUUCGCUGAAUUGUCAGCUCAUACUUAGCCGCACGAGCAACUGGCGAUGCUACGUACUGCGUCUGAGGCACCAUGCAUGUUAUGGACCGCGCCUCUUUAGGGGAUGCCACAUAAGAGUGGCACUUUGGCAGCGUUAUCCAAAUCGAUCAGCACGAAGGUUUUCAGAUAACCAAUCACUGUAUCAUUCAGGG